Molecule: messenger RNA, 864 nt
Organism: Tremella mesenterica DSM 1558
Lineage: Eukaryota; Fungi; Basidiomycota; Tremellomycetes; Tremellales; Tremellaceae
Exons: 8
Coding region: 1-864 (287 amino acids)
Biological process (GO): ubiquitin-dependent protein catabolic process
Cellular component (GO): proteasome core complex; nucleus; proteasome core complex, alpha-subunit complex
Source: RefSeq, a predicted model, not a curated record
AUGUCAAGGUCUUACGAUCGAGCACUCACCGUCUUCUCUCCCGAUGGUCAUCUGUUCCAGGUCGAGUACGCUCUUGAAGCUGUACGACGGGGUACAUGUGCCGUCGGGGUUCGAGGACAGAAAUGCGUCGUUCUGGGCGUAGAGAAGAAAUCAGCUUUGCAACUCCAAGAUCCUAGAACCGUGAGAAAGGUGGCCAUGUUGGAUGAUCACAUAUGUGUCGCUUUUGCAGGCUUAACGGCUGACGGGCGUAUCCUCAUUGACCGCGCGCGAAUUGAAUGUCAGUCACAUCGAUUGACGGUGGAAGAUCCCGUAAGCGUGGAGUAUAUCACCAAAUACGUUGCGGGUAUUCAACAGAAAUACACUCAAUCCGGUGGUGUGCGACCAUUCGGAAUCUCCACCCUCAUUGUCGGUUUUGAUCCUCACGACACCAUUCCCCGAUUAUAUCAAACCGAGCCUAGUGGUAUAUACUCUGCUUGGAAGGCGUGUGCUAUCGGUCGAUCAUCCAAGACGGUCCGAGAAUUCCUCGAGAAAAACUUCACGGAAGGUCUUGAGCGUGACGAAGCUAUCAAAUUGACUGUCAAGAGUCUUCUCGAGGUGGUUCAGACGGGUGCGAAGAACAUUGAAAUCAGCGUAAUGGAGUCUUAUGGUGUGAUCACUAACCUGGAACAAACGGAGAUUGAGAAAAUUGUGGCUACUAUCGAAGCUGAGAAAGAGGCUGAAGCGGAACGUAAACGCCAACGAGUAGUUGCCACUCAAGCUGGACAGGCGACCAUGGCGAUGGGUUCCAGUGCUCCUUCCGGUACAUCGACACCUCAACCUCCAUCAGGUGUUACCGCGCCCGGUGGGGAAUCUGGAGUGCAAUGA